UUGCCUACUAUCCCAGCGCCUUUCACCUUUUUUCCCUGUUCCACCAAAUUUUAGUACUGUUCAAUAUGUAUCAUCGUCGUGGUGGUCUCAGUCAUCCUAGCCCGUCCCCUUGUGUAGUAGAACCAGUUCCAGAAAAUGUGCAUGAACAAUCUUCUGAUGAUGCGGAUCUCGAUGAGGAUGGACCUCAUAGUGAUGAUGGACCCUUACUGCCUGAUGGGAGGAAACAGUUCCAAAGGAAUCCAUAUACCGGGGCAUUAAUGAUACAUCCUUCAAUGUCAAGGGAGAUAACCGCGACAUUUAAGCGCAUUCGAAAUAUCACUGGUUUUAACUGGAAGUUGACACCACAGGAGAUAAAAGAUGCUUACUUUCAAGAAUUUCAAAAAGCUUAUGCUUGGCCUGACUCCUGGGAGCACGAUGUUCAUAAACUUUGGAAAAAUAGGGCAGCAAAAAGAUUCUCUGGCUUCAUUUCAGCCCUAAAGAAGAUGAAAAAUGAGAAUGUGGGGAGGCAGGGUUACGUUCUAGAAGAAAUGUGUAAUGGGUUAGUUGAAACACUGGAAUAAACCCACAGUUAAAGCUAAGUCGGAGGCUGCACGAAGAUUUGAAGAGCCU
Messenger RNA from Salvia splendens (bonfire salvia), 609 nucleotides. RefSeq lists its product as uncharacterized. NCBI's taxonomy places the organism in Eukaryota, Viridiplantae, Streptophyta, Magnoliopsida, Lamiales, Lamiaceae. The transcript is spliced from 4 exons. The record is from RefSeq and is a predicted model, not a curated record. Bases 66 to 560 code for a protein of 164 amino acids.